Magnolia sinica is the source of this 2074-nucleotide messenger RNA. Its product is annotated as arginine-specific demethylase JMJ22. Gene Ontology annotation, cellular component: nucleus. Bases 113 to 1795 code for a protein of 560 amino acids. The transcript is spliced from 3 exons. The record is from RefSeq and is a predicted model, not a curated record. Lineage: Eukaryota; Viridiplantae; Streptophyta; Magnoliopsida; Magnoliales; Magnoliaceae. Gene Ontology annotation, molecular function: protein binding; cis-regulatory region sequence-specific DNA binding.
ACUAGAUCUGAGUCACCAGUCUCCUAUCACGUGCACCGUACGUGGUCUCUAUUCCCAUAUAACAUCCUCUCGAAGUAGAGCUGGUGCUGCUACUAUUAACCUAGGAAGCAAUAUGCUGAGAGCUUCCUUUCAAAAGCUCCGCCCCAACAUCAAAACAAAGAAGAAAAAGAAGUCAGCCACUUCCCAUACCAUCUCCGAAACCAAGAAGAAGAAGGACAAAAAGCCAAAUCAAGACGAUCGCUUCCCUAUCCAAACCCCAUUUCUUCCCCAGGAAUUUCAAGGAGUCGAAGAAGAAGAAGAAGAAAUCGAAGAAGAAGCACCUGCUUUUGACAUAAAAUCAUCAGCUUCUUCUAACAUACACGGCGUCCAACCCUUAGGCAAUCUCCUCCUCUCUCACUCUCCCUACAAUUCCCGAAACCCCGGCCUUGGCAAUCUCUCUUCCCUCCCUGAUGACCUCCUCAUCGACAUCCUCUCCCUCCUGGGCCCCACCCAACUCGCCCAAUUAUCGAUCGCCAGCAAAGCCCUCUAUGUCUUCUCCAACCAUGACCCCCUCUGGCGGGCCCUCGUCCUUGAUAGCCUCCACAGUGGCUUCUCCUUCACCGGCUUGUGGAAAUCUACCUACGUCUCGGCGUUCUAUCCGUCUCUCUCCGGUCAGGCUUCCAAGGGAAUCCAAGUUCGAGACUUCUAUUCGGACUACCUCUUCCAGAGCUGGCUCUGCGCGAGCCUCGAGAUGAAGCCAGAGUGGCUGGAAAUUGAUAACAUUGAGCGUCGGUGUGGGAUUUCAGUGGAGGAGUUUGUGUUGGGUUUCGAGGAGUUGAAUAAGCCGGUGCUGUUGGAGGGGUGUUUGGAGAAGUGGGCCGCGGUUGAGAAGUGGGAUUGGGACUACCUUGUUCGGGUUUGUGGGGAUACUUCAUUCUCGGUGGGGCCUGUUGAGAUGAAACUGGGCGAGUACUUCCAGUAUGCGGAUUUGGUUAAGGAGGAACGACCGCUGUAUCUGUUUGAUCCCAAGUUCGCAGAGAAAGUUCCACAACUGGGCGCAGAUUAUGAGGUGCCUCCUUACUUCCGGGAGGAUCUGUUUGCAGUUUUGGGGGUGGAGCGGCCGGAUUACAGGUGGGCCAUUAUCGGCCCGACAGGGUCUGGCUCGAGCUUCCAUGUGGACCCAAAUUCGACUUCAGCUUGGAACGCAGUUAUCCGGGGAUCGAAGAAGUGGGUCUUGUUUCCACCAGACGUGGUCCCGCCAGGGGUGCAUCCAAGCCCAGAUGGAGCCGAGGUGGCAUGCCCGGUUUCGAUCAUUGAGUGGUUUAUGAAUUUCUAUGGGGCGACAAAGAAGUGGAAGAGGCGGCCCGUCGAGUGCGUUUGUAGGGCUGGGGAGGUGGUUUUUGUGCCAAAUGGAUGGUGGCAUCUGGUGAUCAAUCUCGAGGAUUCCAUUGCCAUUACUCAGAACUAUGUUAGCAGGAAAACUAGUGAUGCAUCCUACAUUGCAAGAUUAUAUUUUCGGGUGGUAGUGAAGCCGCAUGGGGUGCCAAAGAUUAUAUUACCUUGGACUGAUAGCAGGAGGAAUCUUUUGAAUGUCCUUGAUUUCCUUAAGCGGCCAAAUGCAAGCGAGCUUGUCUCAGGAACAAGAGAUAGGGUGAAUCUCUAUGACAAGUUCAGGACUGCAGUUGAAGCUUCUUAUCCUGGUAUCAUCGAUGAGGCCACACGGAAAGCUGAAGAGAAGAAAGCCCAACAGAAAAAACCAACAUUUUGGGAAUCAGUAACAGAUGCUAAGGUGGGAGGAUUCAAGUUCUCUUUCUGAAUUUUUUGAACUGAAGAAGUGAAGUGAAAAGAUGAAAAGAGGGAUUACAAUUUGUAGAGUUCUUCAAUGCAGCUCUCCUUAAUGUUACAUAGAGAGGACUUCUAUAUAACCCAGCUCCAAGAGGGAGGAUUGAUAGACUACUCAAAUUCAUAGAGGUAUGUUAUGCGGCUCCUUAAUGUUAAAGAGAGGACUUAAUACCCGCUUCUAACAAAUUAUUUUUCGGGGUAAGGAAAAGUUAGGUCAUUGUUUUAAGUUAUAUAAUAUGUUUUCUUUCCUUUU